UGCUGUUAAUUAGAUUUUAGCACCAUGCUACUGACUAAUAACUUGGUUAGUGAUAGCUACAAAGGUGAAGUAGAUGGUUAAUAGACAACGUUAUAUGAAAACUUUAGGACUCAUUAAUUACAGGAAAAAGAAAGAAAUUAAAAAUUCCAUUGGUAACCAAAAAAUUAUUAUGUUAAUACCAAAUACAUUUAAAGAUAUAGGCAUUAUAAACAAAUUACAAAGCUUAACUCCUCAGAGACCAAAAAAAUAGUAAAAUUUCAAUACCAAAUGUAUUAUCUUACAUUAAUCAUUGUAGACGCAGGGUAUAAAAAUGUUAGGAGUAUUAAUAUUUGAUCGUACAUUCUUAUUCCAUAAUAUACAUUUACAUUAAUUAGUACUAAUAGCCCAAGAAAAUCAUGUUAAUCUAAAGUAAACAUCCAAACUUCUUGGUAAAAUAAUCCAUUCAGUUUUUGUUGUUAUUACUUUGAGGUGUCAACCAACGGUCUAGAGCAAUUUAAGGUUUAUCUUUGCUUAGUCUAUUAUUUUCUGGUCAAAUGCAUUGUAGUCUUCAUCACCAUUGGCCUCUCAUUUGUUCCCUAAAUACACUCCUUUUCUUCAUGCAAGUAAGUGUUUUAAUGACUCAAUUCAAAACACUGCAUUGACAUAAUUUGACCAUAAUCUGCAACCCCAUCUCCCACCCAAAAAAAAAAAAAAACAAUCAAUCGUCAUUUCUCAUAUGAUGAAGAUUUUUUAUCUUUCAUAAUUUUCUUCUUGUUUUAGAAGCUGUCCUUUUUUGCAAACCAUCUUCCAUAGGGCAGCCUUGGGGUUCAUCCGAGGCAGCUUGUCACUCUAAAAUUCUCCUCCAAAAAUGCAGGUCUAUCGACGUUUUUUCAUUUUGUUGUUCUCUUCUAUUCUGUUUUCAUUCUCUGCUGGACUCUCUGACCAUGAAGUAUCACUUCUUGCACGACGACAACUCUCAACACUUCCUGAAAGUGGUGUAUUACCUGAUAACUAUGAAUUUGAGGUCCAUGUAAAGUACACAUUCCCGAAUUCCAGGCUUAGACGUGCCUACAUUGCAUUAAAGGCAUGGAAAGAAGCUGUAUAUUCUGACCCUUAUAAAUUCACCAACAAUUGGAAAGGUCCAGAUGUUUGUAAGUACAAGGGCGUGUUUUGUUCGCCAGCUUUAGAUGACCCUAAUGUCACUGUUGUUGCUGGCAUUGAUCUGAAUCAUGCAGAUAUAGCAGGCUAUCUACCUGUAGAAUUAGGAUUAUUGACAGAUGCAGCUCUGUUCCAUCUCAAUUCCAAUAGAUUUUGUGGAAUUAUUCCAGAGAGUUUCUCCAGGCUUAGAUUGAUGCAUGAGUUAGAUCUCAGUAAUAAUCGUCUUGUUGGACCUUUUCCUAAGGUUGUUCUAAACAUGCCUAACCUUAAAUACUUGGAUUUAAGGUUUAAUAACUUUGAGGGAGAGUUACCUCCACAAUUGUUUGACAAAGAUCUUGAUGCUUUAUUCUUGAAUGACAAUCGAUUCGUCUCCACCAUACCUGGGACUAUUGGAAAUUCUUCAGCUUCUGUUAUUGUAUUUGCUAAUAACAAAUUCCAUGGUUGUAUUCCAAAUAGCAUUGGAAAAAUGUCAAACUUGGACGAAAUUGUAUUCAUGAACAAUGAUUUAGGUGGAUGUUUGCCUGUUGAAGUAGGGUUGUUAAAGAAUGUAACAGUGUUUGAUGUUGCUGGGAAUUCAUUUUCUGGGAUCUUACCAAAGACUCUUAAUGAUCUUUCACAUGUUGAACAAUUGGAUCUUUCACACAAUACCUUAACUGGAUUCGUACCUGAGAAUCUGUGUCGUCUUCCAAAUUUGAAGAAUUUCACGUUUUCGUUCAAUUACUUCAAUGGUGAGGCUAAAGGUUGUGAACCAAAUGUGAGGAAAGAUGUGUUUUUUGAUGAUACUAAUAAUUGUUUUCCUGAUAGACCAAAACAAAAGUCUCAAAAACAAUGUCAACCUAUUGUGAGCAAACCUAUUGAUUGUAGUAAAGCUAAAUGUGGAGCAUCAUCAUCAAAAUCUCCUCCUCAUAAGGAAAAGGAAAAGAAGCCAUUGCCACCAAAACCAAAGCCUAAUCAUCCUCCACCUACCCCUAAAACAUCUCCAAAGCCUCAAGUUUAUACUCCACCACCAACCCAAAAGAAGGCUUCUCCUCCUCCACCACCUUUGAAAUCGUCUCCGCCGCCACCUGUUCCUUCUCCUCCUCCUCCUCCUCUUGCUUCCUCUCCAUCACCACAAGUCUUUUCACCACCGCCUCCGGUACAUUCGUCACCACCACCUGUUCACUCUCCUCCUCCACCUGUUCGCUCUCCACCGCCACCUGUGCACUCCCCACCACCACCGCUAGUCCACUCCCCACCGCCGCCACCAAUUCAUUCUACACCACCACCCGUCCACUCUCCACCACCACCACCGGUUCAUUCUCCUCCUCCACCACCACCCGUCCGCUCUCCACCACCACCUCCUCCUAGGUUGUCUUCACCUCCACCUUUUGAAAAUGUUGUCCUUCCACCAAACAUUGGUUCAAUUUAUGCAUCACCACCUCCUCCUAUCUUCCCUGGAUAUUAAACAGUGGAAACUCUGUCUCUUUUCACCUCUGUAAUUAAUUAGUAGCGUGUUUAGUACACGUAGAACUGCAUCAUCGUAUAUAUUUCUUGUUGUUAAGAGUAUCAGCUAUCAAGUAUACAAUGAUGUUUUGUCUUUUUUCCUUUUAACUGAUUGGAUAUCAUUUUCGAAGGAGUGUAUAUGGAAUUGUUGUAAGAGUUAGUUUUGUAUGUUUGACAGUUUUGUCUAUUGUUUCUAUAACAAAAACGCAAACAAACAGUCAUGUUUUCUCAAGAAUUUAAGAAUAAAUAGCACUGGUAAGUGUAAAGUGCAUAGUCGAGACCCUUCAGAAAAAUAUAAAAUAACAAUGAAUUGAGCAUGAA
Molecule: messenger RNA, 2940 nt
Organism: Nicotiana attenuata
Lineage: Eukaryota; Viridiplantae; Streptophyta; Magnoliopsida; Solanales; Solanaceae
Product: pollen-specific leucine-rich repeat extensin-like protein 3
Exons: 1
Coding region: 848-2581 (577 amino acids)
Molecular function (GO): protein binding
Source: RefSeq, a predicted model, not a curated record